Messenger RNA from Didymosphaeria variabile, 1200 nucleotides. RefSeq lists its product as uncharacterized. Bases 1 to 1200 code for a protein of 399 amino acids. The record is from RefSeq and is a predicted model, not a curated record. The transcript has a single exon. Lineage: Eukaryota; Fungi; Ascomycota; Dothideomycetes; Pleosporales; Didymosphaeriaceae. Gene Ontology annotation, molecular function: protein binding.
AUGAUGCUGCACAAUUUGCCCAACGGGCUGGAAUCCACAUACGAGUCCCUUCUACAAGCAACGGUAUCACGUUAUCCCGACCGAGUAGAAGAGAUCAAGAAGCUGCUUUGGUGUCUUUGUGUCGCUGUAUGGCCAUUAAGUGCAUCGCAACUAUCAGAGAUCCUUGCGCUACAACCGGAAGAUACGUAUCUUGAUCCUGACGCCAUAACCACGGACCCCUACGAUGCAUUGGAGACGAUUGCACCCCUUGUCAUGAUCGAUAGGGAAGUUUGGAAGUAUGAGACCGUAAAGCUAUGUCACUACUCCUUGAGGGAAUACCUUUGCUCGAGCCCACUACGCAAUGCAGACCACCAGUUCCAUGUCGACCAACGAGAGGCUCAUUCGUGGCUCUCACUGCUAUGCCUGCAGUAUCUGACUGUGUCUCUGCAGUUUGACUUGAGCAACAUGGAACGCAAACUAGAUCCAGCCACCACCGACAUAAAUCAUUUCCUGUCUUACGCAGCGCUCUGUUGGUAUUACCAUAUGGACGACGCAAGUGGCCAUCCCGGCUACUUCGCUCGCAUCAAACCCUACCUCGAUAAUGCCGUCGAUAACGCCCCCGACACGUCCUCCUGGUUCACCAGAGCCCAGGACAUCUUCCGAGACCACAAUCCGCACCACGACGCCCCUCUCCACUCACUCGUCUGCUUCGCUAUCUUCGCCGACCUGGAAGAGGUCACAUCCUACCUCCUCUCCAAAAUGACGGACUUAGAUCACCAUUUCCCAGACGGCUACACAGUCCUCACCGCCGCCGCGCGCUGGGACCGGCCCCGCAUUGUGCGCAAACUCCUACGAAUGGGCGCAUCCAUCGACGUCCCAACUCUCGAGAAGGAACUCACACCACUACACCUAGCAGCCGAGCAUGCCUCCAAAGGCGCCUUCGACAUCUUGCUAGACGCAGGUGCGGAUCCACACGCGCGCUCGAAGUCGCUCACUACGCCAUUAUAUCGCGCAGCUAGAUCUGGAAACGUGUAUAUUUUGACGAGGCUGAAAGAAGCAGGCUGUGAUGUGAAUGUCCGGACUUACGAUAAUUGGACUCCGCUUCACGAAGCGGUUGGACUGGGAAAUAGGGAAGCUGUUGAUUUGUUGGUACAAUGGGGGGCUGAUAUUAGGGCGACGACGGACGAUGGUUAUGUCGCUACUCCUGAUGAGUACUUAUAG